This is a messenger RNA of Lucilia cuprina (Australian sheep blowfly), 1317 nucleotides long. It is a transcript of the gene Gclm, whose product is annotated as glutamate--cysteine ligase regulatory subunit. Gene Ontology annotation, cellular component: glutamate-cysteine ligase complex. The record is from RefSeq and is a predicted model, not a curated record. Gene Ontology annotation, biological process: glutathione biosynthetic process. The coding region runs from base 203 to 1114 and encodes 303 amino acids. The transcript has a single exon. Gene Ontology annotation, molecular function: glutamate-cysteine ligase catalytic subunit binding; enzyme regulator activity. Lineage: Eukaryota; Metazoa; Arthropoda; Insecta; Diptera; Calliphoridae.
UUUUCGUUUUUUUUUGUGAAUGAGUAUCGAAAGUUGAACAAGCACAGAGCAGCACGUUCCUUUAUCUUAAUUUUCCUUAGUUUUUUUAUUAUAACAAAAAAAAUUCAUAAAACUAAUUUAAGACAAACAAAAGUACACACAUAUAAAUAGUAAAGUGAUAAACUCGGUAUUGCAGUUGAAAGAUAAUUGAAAAAACGCAAACAUGUUGAGUGAAAUUGCGAAGAACAGCAAAUUGGAAAAGGUAAUUAUCAGCACGGGCAACAUACUAAAUGUGGACAGUGCUACACCCUUGCGAAAAUCCAAUGAAGAACUAUUGGAUUCAUUGAAACUAUGUACAGAAUGUCAAAAGGCGGCUGAAACACAAAACACCAACGAGCAGGCAGCGGCGCCAGGUGGUUGUGGCGAGACACAAGUGGUAUGUCAUGAAACUGAAGCUCAAGUACUAAGAGCCAAUCUAGAGCUGCAAGAGAGAAUCAAAGAAUAUGCUCGCAAUGAAAUAAGUAUUGGUGUGAAAUUGUUUCUGAACAAAUCUUCUAAGCAGGGUGUAGAGGAGGCUGUCAAUGCUUUAAUGCAUAUUUUGCAAGUGGAACAUGUAGACAACUUGGUGCUGGCCUAUCAUCCAUUGGAAACGGCUUCUAAGGUUUUGCCCGAAACUCCGGAUGUGACCAGUGCAGUUUCGUAUACGGGUGACUUAAAGUGGAGCAAACGCAAUGAGAAAAGUUUGGACGUACUUAAGGAGUUGUGGCAAGUCUUAGAAGAAUUCAACGAAAAGAAACAAAUUUGCCAACUGGGCAUUGCCGAUUUGGACUGUGAUGCUUUGACAGAGCUGCAUAAAAAUGCUAGAGUGCCUCCUACUAUUAAUCAAAUAAAUUUAGCUAAUUGUUGUGUGGUGCCACCAGAGCUUAAGGAAUUCUGUACUCAACAUGACAUACAACUGCUGACUCAUGGUGAUCCAGAGAUUCUUAUUAACGACGAGAAUUUCAUCAUACCACAUUACACGGUAGAUUGGUCAUUGCGCUAUCAAAUUCAUGUACGCUGUCGUGGUGUACUCACUGCCAAGGGUUACAUUCUGCAGGCCUCGAAAAUGCCUAAAGAUUCCACAGCAAGAGAGUGAAUUGCUCUCUGCUAGUGAACGGGACAAAAUAAUAUCUUUUGGGUUUUCUUCUUUUUUUAUUGAAAUAAAAAAUAUUUACAAAUAGUUCAAAACUUUUAAAUCAAAAUUAAACAAACAAAAUGAAAAACUGUCUAUGUUGCAUUUUUAUGGAAAAACAAAACGUAAACAAUUUGUGAACAUUUUUAAGAGAUUUGUCAUCGGAA